AUGGGUCGUGGCUUUGUAAUCAUGAAUGAAUGCAAUAUUACACAAAAUAGAGUCAAAGGAAGUGUUUCAGGUUAUUAUAUAUCAUCAAUUACCUCUGAUUCAUACAUAACUUGUGUCAAUGUCAUUGAAAACAAUCAAAAACAAUAUAAUUUAAAUUAUCACUCAUCCUCUUCAUCAAUACUUAAAAUUACUUCAUGUAAUUAUAUAAGAAAUAGAAGUCCAACGGAAGGAUCUCUGAUUUAUUCUUCUUCUUCUAAUGUUUUCAUGAGUUAUUGUUUUAUUCAUGAGAAUGAAAUUCCUAUCAUUUUUUAUUUAUAUCAAUCUACUUUAACAUUCGAAAAUUCAACAACAGAUAAAAAUACAUCAUAUUCAUCAUAUGGAUAUCCAUCGCCAAUAUUUAAGAACACAGGUAUUUCAUUUGAAAAUGAAUGUCCUCUUUUGAAUAUUUCGACAACAGAUUUUGUCGAAUCAUUAAAAUAUAAAUGUCGUGAUUCCACUCCAAAUAAUGACGAAAACGAAGAAGAAAAUGAAAAUAAUGCUUAUGUUCAAAAUCAUGUUAAAUUUUCCUUUUAUUCAUGA
Messenger RNA from Trichomonas vaginalis G3, 579 nucleotides. RefSeq lists its product as uncharacterized. The transcript has a single exon. The record is from RefSeq and is a predicted model, not a curated record. The coding region runs from base 1 to 579 and encodes 192 amino acids. Lineage: Eukaryota; Parabasalia; Trichomonadida; Trichomonadidae.